CACGCACGCACACAACCACACAUUGUGUGAGCAGAAUAAUAUUCGCACAGGAUAACAAGGCUGUUGGUUCACGGGGUUCACAAGGUUCAGUUCGAUUUUUGAACGAAACGCGUUUACAAGUCUCGCAGUACGCAGACUUGCAGCGACUCAUACACAAGGAUAGUUAUUCCAAAAAAAAUUGCGUGAAUUGGAAAUAUUACAUAAAAUUAAAUUUAAUUAUUAAAUUAAAAAAAAAUAAUUAAAAAAAAAAAACAAAAUAAAAUAACUAAGACAAAAUUAAACACAAAUCUAGAAAACUGUGAUUUUUUUCGUAAACUUCUAAACCACAAAAAUAAAUUGUCCCAACCUAUGUUUAAAAAAUGCUUUUGAGUCGGAAUUCAUCAUCGGUAGCCUCGCAUGAAGAUGCGUCCACGACUUUUGCCAAUGCCACAGCAGCAGCGGCCACUCAAAUAGCCGCAAAUGCCAGCGAAACAGAUCAGCACCUGACCUACUCUCAACACGCUCAACAAAUGCAGCAGCAGCAGCAGCAUCAUCAUCUGAAUCAUCACCAUUUGACCGUGGCCGGGCGUCAGCAACAACAUCAAAUGUGUUGUCACCAAUGUGGAAAUUUGAUUCAAAUCCAAAAUUUAAAAGAAAAUAAUAAAUACGACAAUUUGAAAAUGGCCGACAUGAAAUGUGAAAAGUGUAAAACUGUAAAUCGAAAAGUGCGAAAAUCGGCAAUGAAAGCCAACCGAAAUCAAAGUGUUAAUUGUGAAAACAGUGAAAAUGGGAAAAGUGGUCGCAAUACAAAUAAUAACAACAACAGCAAUGAGGAUAACGAUGACGCCGCCACCGAUGGUGACAAUGAUUUGGAUGAGGACAACGAUGACCUGGAUGAAGAUGCUGCUGACAUUGGCAUCGAUGAGGAUAUAGACAUGGAUGAUAUGGAUCACGACGACGAGGACGAUGAUGUGGAUUUGGUCCAUGAGGAUGAAGAUGAGGAGCUAACUACACGUAUACCAAAAGUGGAAAAUAUUUCGCCGAUACCCAAUACCACGACUCUGUUAAAGGAUAACAGCAGUAAACCGAUAUUGAAAUUUAGCGUUUCGGCAAUAUUGGGUGAUACGCGCGAAGGAGUACGAGUGCGAAAUGAAUUUAUGCAACCACAACAUAUCUGGCCUUAUUUACAACAAAAUUUCAUACAUCAUCCACAUUUUCCGCAUCCAGCAUUUCUAACGCAGCAUCAGCACAAUCACAACAACAGCAUCAUACACAGCAACAACAACAACAAUGGCAUUGUCGCCGCCAAUAGUUGUCAACCGCAAACCACAUCAUCGUCGUCACCUGGCAGUACGAUUAGUGAUAGUGACAAUCAUUCCACCUGCACCGCAAACAGUAUCAGUACGAAUACCAGUUGUAGCAACAACAAUAACAACAACAGCAGUAACACUUUAUCCUCCAACAAUGGUCCAAAUGACAAGGAUAACAGUCAACAGCAUUCAACGGAAUCGGAGGAUAACAAUCGAAGACAUACAAUGCCCUUGGCUACGACGGUGGGUCAAGAAAAGCAAACAAUGCCUUUGCACAAUCCCGGCGGCGGUGGUGGUGGGGGUAUUGGACCCCCAUUACAUACACAACAACAGCAACCGCAACAUCCGCAAGCCGUCAUUGCAAAACCCCUGCCAAGUCGCCCAACACCAUUUCUGCCGCACAGUCUUCAGCAUCCUCACUUGCAUUCGUUGCUGGCUCACUGUAGGAAUCCCUAUAUGAGUGUUGGCGCCCAAGUGUUCCCUCUGCCUCCUGGCCAGGGCUUUCCCUGGGCACAUUCAACACGUGGCAAGCCACGUAGGGGUAUGAUGCGUCGUGCUGUAUUCUCCGAUUCCCAGCGCAAAGGCUUGGAAAAACGUUUCCAGCAACAAAAGUACAUUAGCAAACCGGAUCGUAAGAAAUUGGCCGAACGUUUGGGACUUAAAGAUUCUCAGGUUAAAAUAUGGUUUCAAAAUCGCCGCAUGAAAUGGCGCAACUCCAAGGAACGUGAACUCUUGGCCAGUGGCGGAUCACGCGAUCAAACAUUGCCCAAUAAAAAUAAUCCCAAUCCCGAUUUGUCCGAUGCCAAGUGUGAUCGUCCUCUCACUCCCUUGUCGCCGCUGCAAAUGUCCCCAGAUCAUUCACACAAUAUAAUGUCAUCGCCGCUGCAAUCACCCGACAAUUCCAAAGAUGAAUUACAACAAAGAUCCACCGCUUCAACACCAAAACCUGCCAAUUCUCCAAAUAGCAUGCAAUCGCCACCACCAACUUCGGCAGCAUCAUCUCAGUCCGGUAAUUUGAAUAUGCAUAAUUUGCCACAGCCCCUUACUAGUCUUGGACCAUCUGCCGGAUCUUUUGGUUCAAAUCUACAUCAACUGUCAUCGCCUCCACCACUUCUGACCGUGGCCAAAUUACCCACCCAACAUGAUCAAUCAUCGACUUCAACAUCGAAUGCCUCAUCACCACCCAGUGGUUGUGGUGGAGGAGGUGGUGGUGCUGGUGGCGGCGGCGGUCUCAUGCCCAUGACCAGUGCCGAAUUCCAGGCCAAAAUCAAUGCUGAGAUGCACAAACAUUUGGUGGCGGCCGAUUUGAAAAUGAAACUGGAAUCAACGCUCAAUGAGGCCAAACAAAGACGCAUGAACAUGUUGAGCAUCAGUAGUAGUGGAGGUGGUGGUGCUGGUCCCGAUGCAAUUCACCACAUGACCCUGCAUCCAGGGCAUCCAUUCUUUGCCAUGCAACAUCACUUGCAGCAGCAGCAACAUCAGCUACAACAUUCCUCCCACAACCAACAUGGACCGCCUUCUUCUGGACAUCUAACUGCGGGGCAGCAUUUUGCCCACCACCAACAUCAGCAACUGCAGCAGCAACAACAACAGCAACAGCAUCAAUUUCAAAAUUCAGAAUUUAUGAAAAUGUACUACGACGACUAUGACGAAUCGAAUUCCGACAGCGAUGAGGAGAUCAGUGUAACGUGACCGCCCUAAAUCGAAGCAAGUCGAGCAUUAACCCCUAAUCAGGGUAUAACUUAUUUUUUAAUAUUUUGUAAAUAUUUAGCAUUAAGUUCAGCUGUGUAUUUAAGUAUUUAUCAUUAAUAAUUAUUUAUUUAUUUAAUCAUUCGAUCAGUUUUAUAAGG
Molecule: messenger RNA, 3139 nt
Organism: Musca domestica (house fly)
Lineage: Eukaryota; Metazoa; Arthropoda; Insecta; Diptera; Muscidae
Gene: Dbx
Product: myb-like protein I
Exons: 5
Coding region: 360-2981 (873 amino acids)
Biological process (GO): regulation of transcription by RNA polymerase II
Molecular function (GO): DNA-binding transcription factor activity, RNA polymerase II-specific; DNA binding
Source: RefSeq, a predicted model, not a curated record